Messenger RNA from Strongylus vulgaris, 782 nucleotides. Lineage: Eukaryota; Metazoa; Nematoda; Chromadorea; Rhabditida; Strongylidae. The record is from the annotation of a GenBank genome assembly.
UUGGAGAAUCAUCCCGUGCCUGUUCAGCAAAAUGUGAAACCCCCUGACGAAGAGUUGUGGUUCGAUGUGGGGAUCAUUAAAGGGACAUCUUGUGUCGUCACUCACUAUUUUUUGCAUGGGGAUCAGUCAUUGGAAAGCACUUAUGGGAAUGAUUUUGAUGUUGGUAUGCAUGCUGGUCAAGUGAAUUUUCUUCGUAAGGCAGAACUUGAACCAGGAACUGCUUAUCGCUUCCGAGUAGCAGGUAUCAACUCUAUAGGACGCGGUCCGUGGAGCGAAGUUUCUGCCUUCAAGACUUGCCUUCCUGGCUUCCCGGGAGCACCUUCCUCAAUCAAAAUUACCAAAGGGCAAGAUGGCGCUCAACUCACAUGGGAGCCCCCUCAAAAUGUUGCAGCUGUCAUUCUUAACAUUGUUAUGAAUAAGCCUUUUAUAAACAUUUAUUUGUAUCAUGUAUGCACUCCAGGUCGAAUUUCUGAGUAUAGCGUCUACCUAGCUGUGCGGAAUAACUCCGGAACUAGCGACAACCAACUGGCAUUCAUGAGAGUGUAUGUGGGUGUUGAGCCGGAAUGUAUUGUGAACCAGACAAAUCUUGCUGCUGCUUAUGUAGACCAGUCUACGAAACCAGCUAUCAUCUUCAGAAUUGCAGCCAGAAAUGAAAAGGUAACACUCAAUGCUACGCUUGUUUUGUUUAAAAAAAAACACAUUCAACCACAUGUUGUAAAGGGCCGUAUCGUUGAUAAUUCCUAUAUCCAAACUUCUUGGGCCUCAAUGGGAUUACAUUAAAC